AACUCACCAAAACCAGCCCAGUCCUGUUUAGAGCAUAAGCUUGAAAACAGAAACAAUAAUGGCGACGGUGGCCGGACUACCAAAGUACGUGGUGCUGAAGAACAAGUCCGUGGGGAAAUACCUCCACUUCCUCUGGAACGACGAGUUCGGCGACUUCUACAAGGACCUGGGGUGCAAGCGCGACGUCGACGAGGUCAGCCCGUUCAUCCAGUUGGAGGUGGUCCCCUCCGCCGCCGACCCGUCCCUGAUCCACCUCCGCUGCUCCUACAACAGCAAGUUCCUCCAGCUCACCACCAAGUACGGCGUCUCGUGCAUCUCCGCCACCGCCGACGCCGCCGACGAGGACAAGGCCAGGGCCACCUCCACGCUGUUCCAGCCCCUCUUCCCCGCCGGCGAGCCAAACACCGUCGGGUUCAUGCACGUGCAGACCCAGUGCCACCUCCGGUAUUUUUACAACGAGGGCUACGGCGACAUCAACUACGUCGCCUGCGUCUACGCCGACGAAGGGUACGGGUUCGACCGCUACGAGUUCGCGGCCUGGGAGUCGUACGAGGACAAGACGAAGAAGAAGAAGGACGAGGAGAUCCAGAAGCUCAAAGACGGCGGCGACGGGGAGAGCCUCACCGCGGAUGCGAUAGUGGCGGAUCUGAGGAAGGACAUCGCCGAGCAGAACGCGCAGCUGGAGGCAGCGUACAAGGAGAUUGCGGCCUUGAAAGUAGCGGCCGGCCAGUGAGUUAGUACAAGGAAGGAGAUCACUUGUGCAUCCUGAGAGAUCAUUACACCAGGGCCCAGGCUGCCAUUCUAGUUUGAUCUGGAGGCAUUAUAUGGAUUUCUGUUAUGUAAGAUUUCUGGUGUUUUGGAAGAUUGGGUGAAGUUGUGUCAUUGUGCGUGGGUAUAUGUGUCAUUGUAUUGUAUGAUGGUUGAAUUAAAAAUAAACUAAUUCGCUUUGA
Messenger RNA from Linum trigynum, 950 nucleotides. Lineage: Eukaryota; Viridiplantae; Streptophyta; Magnoliopsida; Malpighiales; Linaceae. The record is from the annotation of a GenBank genome assembly.